GCAGAUGAGGGAGGCUGGCCUUUCUCUUUAAGAGCAUUCUUCCGGCUACCCCUCCCUUUCCCCAGAGGCAGCCUCAGGCAUCAGAUGGUUGCGUGUGUCCAGAGAAAGAGCCUGCAGCUCCAGAGCCUUCCAUCCACUGGGUCACGCCAAUGACCACUGCAACACUCUAGACUCCCAGUUCCUUGACAUCCUCCCCGACAGUGAUGUCCUCAUCUAAGACACCUCAGCUGCCCUCUUUCAGUUGGCAAAAAGGCAGGGUCCCUCCAGGAUUUGAGGGCCACCUGAGAGGGUUUGGGAUGAAGAAUAGAUGGAGGCCUCGUCCUCCCACCCCUCCAACGAUCCUUUGACACUCCACAGGAUUGUCAACAGACAGGAAGGCUGCCAGCCUGAUGUUCACUGUGGCCACUGGACCACUCCUGCCAACACCUAUACGGGAACCUAAGAGCCAGAUGAAUCCAGUCCAUCAUCACCAGCUUUGUGCUCCAUGUGCUUGUGUGUUUUAUACUCAAGCCUUUCUUUCUCUUAGGCUAACAGGGCUUGGAAUAUGAAGGUCCAGGUUUACUGUCUGGGUGUAAAAGACUAUCAGAGAGACCAGGUAAUUCAGAACAGGUAAACCAGUUGGGGAAAGCUUUCAAAGGCAGCUGUCCCAGGGUCACCCCAAGGAUGGCCCUCUGCCCACCCCAGUGUUCAGACAGCAGACAGCCACUGCAGAUGAGCAACGAGUGUUGUGCAGACCUACACACAGAGGUGCGGGCGGGGGGCUUCCCGGUCCCUAACGAUGGGCAGCUGGCAGAUGCCAGGCGGUGGCCCUUGGAGUCUAACAUGGCAGGAGGCAGGAGCCUGUCUCCUGGGAUGGGACCUGCCAGGUCCUCAACCCCUGGCUGUGGGCCAAGCCAGCUCCUCUCCCUUGUAGCUGGGUCAGAUUGUUACAGGAAAGGCCCAAAUGGAUGAGACACCCAGAACCGCUGACGAUGAAGGCUUUCUUACAUCGCUGGUGGGAAAUUCCUGUAAGGGAGGUAUCGGUGGAGACACAUUCCAUGCCUGUGUGGGAGAUGAAUAUGAAUUGAUGAUUUCCAGAAAAGGCUUUAAUAACGCAAAGAACAAGGAGGGAGUUAUUUGUAGGUUCAAGUUCAAAGACAAGCAAUUCUUCGAUAAAAAACCUAUCUCUGUGGAAGAUGCCACCAUAAUAUGCCCAGGAGUAAAGACAGAGAAGCCAGAUGAGUAAGUGCCCAGCCCGGAGGCCACGUGGGCAGGUUUUGCCGCCAUGAAGUGUAAAGAAUGUGGGAUGCCACCUCUCCUGAGGCAGCACGUGUCUGUCUCCAGGAGCGCUCAGGGCACCCUCCGCACCUGCUCUGGCUAGUGGUCCUCUGAGCUGCUCGGGGAUGCACUGUGGCCCAGGCUCUGCAGAGGAGGGCAGGAUGCAGGAGAUGAUGUGCCCUGGGGAUGGUACCUUUGCUCCAGGCAGCCUUUUGGAGCUAAACUCACUUACUCUGUAAAUACAAAGGAGUUGGGAUGGUGACACCGUACUGCCAUCCAUGGUCAAUUGGCUCAUGGCCAGGAGGACAUCUGAUCCCAUGUGGGGCUCCUCACUGCCUGGGCAGCCUUCAUUGCAGAGGUCGACCUCAUAGUGCUUUGGGAUGAGCUCUCCUUACCCUCGCUGUCUGCUCUGCGGUAGCCCCGAAUGCCUGAUGUUCAAAGUCAUUACAGUGAGGAGACCACGAGCUACAGUGUGAGCCAAGUGGAGGAAGUGUGUGUGUCCGGCCUCGGGGUCGCUGCCUGCCCUUCUUCUGCUGCAGGGAGCUGCGUGUUGACUUCGGCCUGAACCACGGGACCGCCGUCAUCAACACCGACGUGCGCAUCAGCAGCAGGACACGUGCGGCCGCCGGGGUGUGGCUCCCGGACCCAGGGCCGCCCUGCUCCCUGCGCGGGAGGGCGAGACGCCCCGGGAGGCCAGUGCGGGGAGCAGCGGGCCCUGGGCAGGCCUGGCAAGCAGCCUGUGCAGACAGGCCCCUAGAGCAGCUCAGGGCCCUGAGCCCCACAUCCAGGAGCUGAACCCGCAUCAGGCUUGGGCAGUGCCCUGGGACUGUUACUAGAAAGAGCACCUGGGGUACAACUUACUGUCCAGACCUUGAAAACCUCUGCUGUCUCUGUGAAGCCAGGGUCAUUGAAGGCACUUGGAAGGGACAAAUUAGAGCUCUAAACAGACUCCAGAAAUGGUGCUGAGGCUCUGCCCGCCCCGGACCCACCUGGCCACCCCCACUGGCCUGAGCCUUGUGCCAGGGAGCUCCGGGCUCCAACUCGGAUUCCAGUGGGGUGAGUGGGAGAGGCUGGGACACUGUGUCCUAGGAGACAGAGUCCAGGACCUCUGGGACACUCGGGUCCUCCAAAUCGGGGUCCAGGGCACAGGGGUCGGGAGGACUGGACCAGCUGUGGCCGAGUACAGUCAGGGACUGUUCCCACCGUGUGGCUGAAGCAGCUGGCAGGGCUCUGAACCCACUCCUGACCAUCACAGCUCCUGCCUCCUGAGCUUGUCUGGUGACACAAGCUGUCACGUUGCAGACGUCAUCAGCUUCUGAGUGCCUCUCCUCCUUUCUCAUGCUCCUCAGCUGUUCCUCUCCCCUGACUCGCUCUGGUCUCUGCAGGGAUACUCCUCUGUUGAUGGGGAAGCUGUCAGGGCCGUGGGGAGGGCGGAGGCUCAGCCUAGGGAAAGGGAGUUGGGAACACAGGGCUGCUGCCCUGGGACCCACUUUUCCAAGCUCCGCAUCAUCCGGGCACCUUAGCCUGGAGCUGCCCGACAUGGACCACAGAGAGCGCUAGGCGGGAGUGAGGUUUCCCCUGGAGGAGGGACACCUGUGCCGAGUGGCCACUGCCCUGGUGUCCAGUACCAGCUGGUGAGGGUGCCAACCAUGUGACGGUCUCCCUGUGUCUGUGUCUGUCUCCCUUGUCCCUGCACAUCCCCCCGCAGAUCAGAGACUGAAUCUACACAUUUCCCACCAGGGUCCCACCCCCUGCAGCUGCCUGUCCGCAGGCACAUUUAGGAGAGACCUCAGGAGCAGCCUGGGGCUCCGGGCCCAGCACAGGUCCCCUCAGCCUGACUGGGACUCUCCUUUCGGCUGCCCUGCUUCCUGGGCACAGGCUCUCUCUGCCCUCUUCCCUGCCCUGCUUCUCUCAAGCAGAGCACGUGACUUAGGGAAGGGCUGGGUAGUGCGCAAGUCCUCAGAUGCAGCACACGUGCCAUGGUUAUGAACAACAGCACGAGAACAGAUCCUGUCCUUAAGCCCCCACGUGGCCCUGGCCUGUGCUGGGACUGCGUGUGAUCUCUCUCUGCAGCUCUCAGGUGCUCGCCAUUUCCUCACUGCAGGGGUGGGGACAGAGGCUCAGAGACAUGCAGUCAUUUUGCCCAAGACUGCAGAGAAGUAGGGGAGAGAGGCUCCGGGGAUGUGAUCAGGGUCUACUGGCUGUGUUCUUGCACCCCCACCUCUCAGGGGGCCCCAGCUGCCCCUCCCUCACCCAUCCGUGUAUCUUAGCUCUUUGUGGCCCUCACAGAACCCCUGUGUGUCAUACUAGGCAGGCAUUGAGGGCUGGGUUGUCACUGGAGGCCUGGACCUCCUUGACAGGGCCAUGGGGGAGCCGCUGAGCAGGGGCAGCCAUGGGGUCCGUGGCCCAGGGCUCCAGAGGGGCUCUCUGGGUCCCAGCCCUGACCUCCCAGCCCCACUGUGGUCCCUCUACAUGAGGUAACAUGAGGGGAAGGGAGAGUGAGCUGAUGGGGGAAUCAGCCGUGGGAAGCAGUAGGUGGGCACCUGGGAGGAAUCACCAAGAGCAGCCCCCGGACUCCGACCCCCUACCUCCUGCAGAGUGGGCCCCCGAGACCAGCCCUGGACCAGCGAUGCCCACAGUGCCCACAGGUGUCAUGAUGAUGGUCACAGUGCCUACAGUUGUCACAGUGAGGACCACAGUGCUGAGGGCUGUCACCGUGGUGACCACAGUGAUCAAUGUUGUCACAACCACGACUGCAGUGACUAUGGCUGUCACAGAGGGAGAGGCCACAGUGCCUGAGCUCAUCCCAGAGGGGCUCUCUGGGUACCAGCCCUAACCUCUUAGGAUCUUUCUCCUCAGGCAUAAGGGUCAGGAGCAAGCCUCCCAACAGUCCCCCAGCAGCCUCCCCCGAUGCCACCUCUCCCGGUGACCUCUCCCCAUACAGCUCUUACCCCAUCAGCGUCUACCCCACCCACCCAGUUCGUCCUCUAUACCAACCCUCUCUUCUUGUCUUGGCUCAUCCCGGCCCUGCUCCUGCUCAUGCUGCUGCUCUGGUUCAUCUGUCACCUGUGCUGCAAGAAGACUGUCAAGGAGCCACCACCAACCCAGGAAAGAGCAAAGGAGCCUGAGGAGACAUGUCCCAUGCAGACAUGCCCCACGGUGAUUGUCCCCUGUGGGUGCCAAGGAGGCCGGAUGGAACGGAUGGAGGGAAAACUGGAUCAUUUGUGUGACUUUGUUCAGCGUUGCAGCCAGGCACCAGUGAUGUGGCGCCCGCCCAGGGCCGUGGGGAGAUGCAUCAAUGUUGCCCUAAUGAAGCCCCACUGUGGGCAGGUGCCCUGUGGCCCCAAGAUCUGCGUUCAGCCCAGCCGGGAGUGCUUCCCCAUCAAGAACUUCUGCUCACGGUGCCAACACCCCCUGUCCAUGUGCCCCAGGCUUCCCUCCAGGAUGCUGCCGCUGAUCCACCCCCCCGCCCCCUCGUACCCUAUUGUCCUGAGGAAGUAGACAUGAUGUGUCCCACUCCCAACGGCUGCCUGUUCGUCACCAAGGGCUGUGAUGCAUGCAGUUAUAGCCAAAUUCUGCCCUUUGAACAAAGCCCCAAACAUCCUUGAAAUAUUAAUAAAAUCCUGUGUCU
Molecule: messenger RNA, 4888 nt
Organism: Camelus dromedarius (Arabian camel)
Lineage: Eukaryota; Metazoa; Chordata; Mammalia; Artiodactyla; Camelidae
Product: anthrax toxin receptor-like
Exons: 11
Coding region: 4168-4758 (196 amino acids)
Cellular component (GO): plasma membrane; cell surface
Molecular function (GO): transmembrane signaling receptor activity
Source: RefSeq, a predicted model, not a curated record